Molecule: messenger RNA, 1908 nt
Organism: Ilyonectria robusta
Lineage: Eukaryota; Fungi; Ascomycota; Sordariomycetes; Hypocreales; Nectriaceae
Exons: 3
Coding region: 1-1908 (635 amino acids)
Biological process (GO): positive regulation of transcription by RNA polymerase II; aromatic amino acid catabolic process
Cellular component (GO): nucleus
Molecular function (GO): DNA-binding transcription factor activity, RNA polymerase II-specific
Source: RefSeq, a predicted model, not a curated record
AUGAGAACCCUGGUAUCCAAUGGCAACGACGCCAUGAGGCUGCUCUUCCAGGCCGCCACUGAGCACUCCCGAACCGACGGCGAUACACUCAGUAACGGGCAGCCUGCCUCUCGGACCUUGGCCAUCGCAGCUCCUAGUACGACAUCGCCUGAGAAUAUCCCGUCCGUGGCAACAACCGGCCCCAUUUACUUCUCGCCGGCCACUCCUGAUAUCUUGAAAGUAUGGCGUGCGUUUCGGUUUGCCAGGAUGGGUUGGUUCACUGCCGAAGAAGCCAUAACGUACAUUGAUUUAUUCGCUCAGAACUUGGCACCUCUGUCUCCUGUAUCCAGAGACUUUGAUUUAAGCCACAGCACUCAUUUCAAGCUCAUUACCCAGGAGCCGCUCCUUUGCUCCGUCAUCCUCAUGAUUUCUACUCGCUACCACCUCCUACCGGGAUCUGGAGGGAUCGCUCGAAAUGCCCUCCUCCAUCACCGCCUUUGGGAGCACUGCCAGCACCUUGUCAUGAGAAUCAUGUUCGGUCAGGAAAAACGCUCCAAGGCCAAAACGAGGACCAGGGGCUCUAUCGAAGCCCUCCUGCUGAUGAUCGAGUGGCAUCCACGCGCAAUCCACUUCCCUCCAGCUUCCGAUGGAUGGGAUUCCUCUCUCAUUAUCAGCGCCUCAGACCCGCGUGAUGACGAAUUUGGAAACCAAGCAGACGCCACUGAAGAUAGCGAGGCUAGGUGGCUCGGGGAUGUAGUUGCUCCUGCUAAGACGGCUGAUCGCAUGGCCUGGAUGUUCUUGGGGUGCGCUCAGUCUCUCGCUCUUGAGCUGGGACUCUGCGACGUUGGAGCCAAGGCCGAUCAACCUGCCACCACAUCACAGCCUCUAGGCUUGCAAGCCCAAAAAUCUCGGCUUUGCGAAUUACUCUACAUAUUCAUGGAGCAGCAUUCGAGCCGGCUAGGUUGUCCUUCAAUGGUCCCGGCUGCACUGACAAGACUCCUGUCCGAGCCGUCGGGAACUGGCGGUGAGGAUUCGACCAUGAUGACGGCGUGGCUAGACUUAACGAACUUGCUACGAACCAUCACCGACGUGUUGUUUCCAUCUGCAACAGGAAUACGAGAACUCCUUGGGGGUUGUAGAUACGUCAAUAUCAUCAAGCACUUUCAACAACAAUUAUUGAGUUGGAAGAUUACUCACCUUCGCCUAGAUAAGCUUUCGCCGACCUCUUUUGAGGUCCUUUCUAUCGAGUAUAACCACCUUCGCGCCUUCAUGAAUUCCCUCGGUAUCCAAGCGGUGGUCGACCGAGUUCUUGGCAGAAGGCCACCUGAUGCGACCGACACCGAGAUCCUACAAUCGUCCAUCACCGCAACCGAUUAUUCUUUCAUCAAGGAGGUCAUCGAUGGCUCCUGCCAGACCUUAGAAUCGGUCAAUCGGCUCUUCGACGCUGGCACACUCCGUUAUUCCCCGGUUAGGAUAUUUCUUCGGAUCAUCACGGCCUCGAUCUUCCUCUUGAAGGCUUUGAGCUUAGGAACUCGAACUGCGGAUUUGGAAUCCUCUCUAGCCAUCCUUGAGAGGAGUAUCGAAGCCCUCCGAGCGAGCAGUCUAGACGAGAUGCACCUGGCGGCUCGGUACGGUGAGUUGCUUGCUCUGCACCUGGCCAAAUUCAGACAAGGCAUGGUCCCAGCAUCGGUCCCCCGAGGGAUUCCUACGGUGGAUACAAAUGGCAGGUGGGAGUUUGGGAUCGGUGGACGUUCCCAACAGCUUGGAGAGGGUUUGGGUGAAAUUUCGUCCUUGGAUACGGUAGAUGAUUGGCUCGCACUGCCUUUUGAUGCUAGUAUCGCACCUUUCGGGUUUUCAGGCGAUGUUACUGAUCUUCCAGAUCUAGAUGACCGCUCGUGGGACUUACUUUGGAACCUGCCGAAUGUAUGA